Aspergillus niger is the source of this 1050-nucleotide messenger RNA. RefSeq lists its product as uncharacterized. The record is from RefSeq and is a predicted model, not a curated record. The coding region runs from base 1 to 1050 and encodes 349 amino acids. Lineage: Eukaryota; Fungi; Ascomycota; Eurotiomycetes; Eurotiales; Aspergillaceae. The transcript has a single exon. Gene Ontology annotation, molecular function: oxidoreductase activity, acting on NAD(P)H.
AUGAUUCUUCCGGAUUCGCAGUAUGCGUUGGUCGUGCAGGGGCCCGGUUCAUUGCAAUUGCUCAGCCACGCCCCUGUUCCCUCGCUUGGAGCAGAUCAGGUCCUGAUCGAGGUGAAGGGGGUGGCACUAAACCCCUCAGACUGGAAGAUGCUUGAUACUGCAGCAGCAAACCCGGGCACCAUCAGUGGAGGGGACUUUGCUGGGGUUGUCGUUGCGUGUGGGAGGGAGGUGACCGAGGCGGCGAUUGGGGAUCGUCUGUGUGGAUUCGUUUUUGGAGCAGCUUCAUCCGGCGCAUUUGCCCAGUUCGUCAUGGUCCAUCCCAGUCUCUGUUUUCGAAUCCCACCCUCCAUGUCGUUUGAGGCCGCCGCCUCCCUUGGACUAGGGCUAAUGACGGGAGGAUUGAUGCUGCAGUCUCUCCACCUCAAUCCGCUACGAGCUGCAGAGUCCACGCCUGAUCAUUGGGUGUUGGUCUAUGGCGGCUCAACGGCAACAGGAACCCUCGCCAUCCAGCUCCUACGCUAUCAUGGCUAUCGCGUCAUCACCACUUGUUCUCCUCGGAAUUUUGAACUAGUGCGACGGGUGGGGGCAGUAGCUACGUUUGACUAUACCUCCCCCACCUGCAAGGAGGACAUUCGGGCUUACACCGGCGGCACUCUCAUGCAUGUGAUGGAUUGUAUUGCGGAUUCACGCGCUACUACAAUUUGUUACGGGGCCAUCGGCGAAGCAGGCGGGCGGUACUGUGCCUUGAAUCAAUUUCCCGCGCAAUUGCACCGCCGUCGUGCCUCUGUCUCUCCGGAGUGGAUCCAUAGUGCGACCAUCUUCGGAGGCGAUGUUCAGCUGGCAGGCUCCUACUACCGGACAGCACGACCGGAGGAUCGUGAAUUUGCCAUAGAAUGGGCGCGAUAUUGUACCGAGCUUCUAGCCCAGGGAAAACUACAACCGCAUCCACUUCAGGUGCAGCAGGGAGGUCUUGCGCGUGUGGUCGAGGACUUGGUCCUUCUACGCAAUCAGCAAAUCACGGGCAAGAAGCUGGUAUAUCCACUGUACUAA